UUGGAAAAUUACAGCGAAUUGGAGUAUGAUAAAGACAGAGACCCAUAUGGAAACGAUGACGAUAAUGAUGUAGCUUGUAUUUACUGCAACGACCUCUAUAAAAUUCCAAGUGUGAAGGUUGUCGAGAGAGCGAAUACUGCUUUGCCAGGAUCUCCUCAGGCUCAAAGUAUUGCUAAAAUAACGAUAGAAAGCAUUAAUUUGAAAGUGCCACAUCUCACACCCAACGAUGACAUAAAGUUGCAGCUGUUGACACGUAUCAAAGCAGAUGAGCCUUUGAUGAUACCGUUUCGCCGAUGGGAAUUGCACGAGCUACCAGCACUCACACAAGGAUCUACCAUAGAAAUCUGGUCCGUCAAGACGUGUUCUGCAUUGGACAGUCCAAGAUAUGUUAUAGUAUUUUUCCAAACGAAAAAAGCCGAUAGUUUGCAUGAAGACGUCACCUUGUUCGAUAAUGCCAACAUCAAAUCCAUACGAUUGGCUCUGAAUAGCGACUAUUAUCCGCAAGAACGAAUGCUAUUGGACUUUUCCCGAGACCAAUAUGCCGACGCCCACUUCAACUAUACAGAGUUCAACAAGAGCUACCAUAACUGUCAAGAAAAGCGCUCUCUAGUAAACUUUGCCGAAUUCAAAUCCCGACCAAUGUUUGUUAUCGAUUGCUCGAGGCGCCAUCUGGAGGUUUUGUUUGAAAAUGGUCCAAUUACUGGCAACUUUGAAGGUGGUGAUGUCAGAUCUGAUUCUGAAGAUGAUAAUGUUACAACUAAUUUUGGUGGUGGUGAUGUUACAUCUUCUAAUGAAAAUGAUAAUGUUACAACGGAUAUCGGAGUUGUUGAAAUAUCGUUGUCUAGUAGAAUCAGAACUUGGGCACUUAACCAUAGUAUAACCCAUACAGCACUCAAUGAUCUCUUGAGAAUAUUAAAAACAUCCAUUCCUUCAGAAGCAAAUAUUUGCAUUGAUGCACGAUCAUUGUUGUCUACCCCUCGUACUACAGACGCAAUGAAACUAAAUCUGAAGCUUGAUGAUUCUUUGUUCGUCCAAGAAAUGUAUUGUGCUGUCAAAUUCAAUGGAAAGGAAGGGAGAAGCGCGCCAUGCAGUAUAGUACCACUUUUAUGGUUGAACAACAACAACAAACUGGUUUAUUGGCCACCGACUGUCAGUAAGAAGAAAUUUGAUAAUAUGGUCAAGAAACAGACGCCAUGUGAUAUGACAUGGAAAACGUACCAAGUCAAGAGAGUCCUAUUCAAGUCAAAUGAAAUAAAUGAUGAAAGUUCAGAUGAAGAAGCUCCUACCAUCACAGAUGAGAUCACAGCUGAUGCCGAUGAAGACUUAGUUCUUUCAGAAUCAUUCACGAAGUCGGUGAUCGAUGCAUUCAGCACUACAAAUCGCGACCCAAAAUACGAAAAUAUGGAAAAUUCUUUUGCGCGCUUCCCUCUCUCUAUCAAGAGUGAAGACACGCGCUACGAAAUGGAAUCGCGAAGGCAGGAGUUCGAUUGCAGAGCGCUUGGGCCGCAUCAGAAGACCGAUACCGAGGAGAGGAAGAUACCGAGAGGAUACGAGAGGAACCGAACAGACCGGAGCUACCAGAGCUUGUAUCAUUGGCAAGUCAGUCAACAGCCAGACACCGACCGGAGAAGAAGCACCGCAGUACAACCGAACACCGAAGACCAGACUGCAUAG
This is a messenger RNA of Phaedon cochleariae (mustard beetle), 1674 nucleotides long. The record is from the annotation of a GenBank genome assembly. NCBI's taxonomy places the organism in Eukaryota, Metazoa, Arthropoda, Insecta, Coleoptera, Chrysomelidae.